AUGGCUCUCCCAGGCAUUCUUUCUCAGCUCUCGCACCCCAAGCUGCAGUGGCGGCCUCGCUCCUAUCUUGGCAAGCGUACCCUCACACCCUCCACCAUAUCGCACUACGACGACGUCGAUUCACUUCGCGAUGCGAUUUCCAGCCGCUCGAGGCGGGAGGUCUACCUAAUCACCCGUGUUCGUACUACAGCCACCUCACCUCCCCCAUCUGACGCACUAAACGGCACCACGCCAGAGCCUCCGCCCAUAUUUUGGGUAGUUUUCAAGUAUCGGAACCGCACCUUCUUCCAAGUUCCCUUUCAAAAGAUUCUACUCGAUGGUUUACCUCUCGGCGGCCAUCCACUCACCCCUGGACCUACCUUCUCGGCACUGAUGGACACCUUGGCGAGAUUGCAUGGCGUACCCUGGAUCGAGAGUGUCGUGCCGCUUCAAUUGGCAAAUAACGGCCGCCACCUCGUCUGGACACCAAAGAUCAUGCUCUGCCCCUCUAUCGACGAUCUCAGCCCCACACUCGCCUGGGUACGCACUGGCCUUUUGUCCAAUCACAAAAUCAAGGCAGGUGGUUCGUUGCACUCGUGGUCGCGUGUGGCCAUGACAAGCGACGUUCAUAUCCUACCCGAUAACCUUAAACUCCUCCAACGUGCACAGGAUGAAGCUCCACAUGUUUACGCCAAAUGCACCACCGAGGGUAAGGAGCCUGGGCUUGAGGCUCUCGUACGAGGUGGUUCCGGUAAUACUAUCCGUGAGGUAAACAAGUUUGCCUGGGAGCUGGGCCUAGCUUUCCCCGUACUUAGUGGAUUCGAUGGCCAGACCCUUGGCGGUAUGUUCAACACGGGCACGCACGGAUCCGUCAUGACAUCGUCCCACCUCGCAGAUGCCAUCGUGAGCAUCGAUCUCGUGCGCCGCGACGGCAAGUUUAUUCGCAUCGAACCUGCCUCCGCUUCAGGAGCCGUCACGGAUCCCAGUGCUUUCUUAGUCCACUUUCCCAAUGCUCGGCUUAUCCAGAACGAUGAGUAUUUCAACGCUGCGCUUAUCAACAUGGGGACUAUGGGAGUGCCGGCGUACCACUUUGAGCUUCUCAUCAACCCCCACAGCGAUAAGGUUGUGGUCACCACUCGCCACCCUCUCGCCCUGAGCCCUUCGGAGGACGCCAAGUUCUCGUUCCAGCCGCCAGGUAGGGACCUGAUUCGCACGCUCGAGAUGCCCGCGCGUUUCAGCCGCCCUGCCUUCUCCACGUGGUUUCAGGAGCGCUGGGGUUCCAUCCUGAUACGCACCGUUGAUACCCUCAUCGCCGUGUUCCCGAGCCUUGUCCCGCGAUUGAACGACUCCGCUUUGCAAUCCCUAAUCAACGAUGCGUAUAUUGACCGUAGCUUCAAUGUGUUCAACAUUGGCGCCGGCACGAACGCUAUCCCGGCGCUGGCGUGUACGAUCUAUGUUCCACUUGCCGAUGACCAGUACCUCGUCGCUCUCGAGGCAGUGAGGCAGCGGGCGCGCCAACUUGCAAAUCAGGAAAAUUCGUGCGCCUUCGAGUUCAUAUUUACGGCAAGCACUGGGUACGCUCAGGAAGUUGUUGACGGGUAUGACGCCGCCGUCAGAGUCGCGCUCUCCGGGCUCAAGAAGAGCGACUCCGAAGAGCCCGCAGAGAAGCCCAUCAUAGACGAAAAGGGUGCGAGCGGAAAUGCGCCUGUACACGUUGGUGACGCCGUCAGGGUCCACUGGGGCCAAAUGAUGAGGGACCCGGGGAGGAGAUGGUCCCUCGGAUGUACGUGA
Parascedosporium putredinis is the source of this 1770-nucleotide messenger RNA. The record is from the annotation of a GenBank genome assembly. Lineage: Eukaryota; Fungi; Ascomycota; Sordariomycetes; Microascales; Microascaceae.